This is a messenger RNA of Drosophila serrata, 2629 nucleotides long. Its product is annotated as hexosaminidase D. Lineage: Eukaryota; Metazoa; Arthropoda; Insecta; Diptera; Drosophilidae. The record is from RefSeq and is a predicted model, not a curated record. Gene Ontology annotation, molecular function: hexosaminidase activity.
GCAACGGUUCUCGGCUCCUGAGCGCGUGCUGCUCCUUUUUUGGGGUGCAUUGCCUGCAAUUUACGCGACUCGCGCGAUUAUCCUGACGUGAUUUUUUUACGCCAAUGCAGUUGGGCAAUUUGAAUGCCGAAUAAACGCCACUUAAGUCCUGAAUACCUGGCGAGUCGAAAAGGAUAAAGGCAUAAACAGGCCAUAACAAUGCACUCAAACUUGUGGAUAUUUAUUUGGCGCCGCAAACUUUCCUUCCUGCUGGUCGUGUCUGGCCUGGUACUUUUCGGCCUUUGGACAUGGGCCAUAUUAAUCGAUACAACAGCCCCCCAGCCAUCUGGUCCCUUUUCCAGCACUGAACGACUGCAGCAGCAGCAGCAACAGGAACAGGCCACUGGUUACCAGCAGGUACACAUCAUCCAGAAGCUGAUUGCACAGGCCAAUAGAGUACUCCGUGCCGAGCGGCUUAAGGAUAACGCCGCCGAAAAGGUACUGUCGCCCGUCCAACGCUUGGGGAACGUGCGAUUCUUGCGACCCACGCAGGCCAAGAAGGCUCCCCUUCCUAUAUCCGAGAGCUAUCUGUUCGAACAGGAACGCCUCAAGAUACUUGAGCAGCAGCAGCGCCAGCGGAACGCCGGUAUGGAGGAGCUUAACGCCAAUGCCGAGGACGAGCGGAUGCUUAGCUCGGCGGAGCGCCAGACGCAGUAUGAGCACGAGUUGCAGCGCAUGGGAGUGCCGGUGGUGGCUGGCAUUGGGCCAGACGGUCCACGUGCCCCUGCCGAGCGCCUUGUCCACCUGGACCUCAAGGGUGCUCCGCCAAAGAUAAGUUUCCUAAAGCAACUGCUGCCCAUGCUGCGGGCCCUGGGAGCCACGGGUCUGCUCAUCGAGUAUGAGGAUAUGUUUCCGUACAGCGGAGCACUCCAGCCUCUGGCAGCGCAUAACGCUUACAAGGAAGAUGAACUUAGGGACUUCCUGGAGUGCGCUGCUCUACACGGUCUAAGUGUAAUGCCUCUUGUCCAAACCUUUGGUCACAUGGAGUACGUUUUGAAGUUGUCCGGGUUCGAGCAACUCCGCGAGUUGGCCGAGAGCCCUCAGUCGAUAUGCCCAAGCCAGCCGCAGAGCAUGGCGUUGCUGGAGCAGAUGCUCACCCAAGUGAUCGAGCUGCAUCUUCAGUGUCUGGGACAUGCGACACAAUCGUCCGCCGUGCCUUUGGCACCCAUCCGUUUCACCCACAUCCACAUCGGUUGCGACGAGGUACAGCGCAUGGGUGAGUGCUCCACCUGCCGCCAGCGACUGCGCAGUGAGCUCUUCCUCUCGCAUGUGGUAAGCCUGGCGCACUUCAUCCGCCGCCAGUGGCCUCAGUUGGGGGUGGUUAUCUGGGAUGACCAGCUUCGCUCAAUGUCCCUCAGCGAGCUGCAGCACUCGCAGGUGGGCAGCUAUGUGGAGCCCAUGGUAUGGGUAUAUGCCAGCGAUAUCUACCACUUUAUCCAGCCGCAGCUGUGGGAUACCUAUGCCAAGGUCUUCCCCAGCGCCUGGACGGCCUCGGCCUUCAAGGGAGCCUUCGGGGAGAGCUUGUUGGUGCCACCCCUGCAGCAUCAUCUGGAGAACAACAUUCGCUGGCUCGCAGUAAUAGCCAAGGAGGGCGGCCGGUUUGCCAGAGGGCUGCGAGGUCUAGCACUGACAGGAUGGCAGCGAUACGAUCACUUCGCUGUACUCUGCGAACUCCUCCCUGUAGGCAUUCCCAGCCUGAUGACGUCGCUGUCCACUGUCGCCAAGGGCUACUUCAGCACGAAUCCUCGUGACAAUGAGUUGCUGAGAGUGCUGCAGUGCGUCUUUCAGCCAGACAGCCGGCGGUCAGGUCGCCCCUGGCUAGAGCUGCAUCCCAAUGCCCACCACAGCCAGUUGUUUGCCGUGUGCAGUUAUCCGGGCCACAUGGUCUUUAAGUACGCCCUGCGACUGUUCGACAAGCUGGCCGAGAUCGGGAUCUAUCUGCAGCAGACGCGCGAUCAAAGCGCCUGGCUCUCCGACUACAAUGUCCGGCACAACUUCAGUUCGCCGCUAAGGGUGCGGGAGUUGACCGCCCGGACCCCGAUGCUGAUCGAGGAGCUGCGGGCUAUGGCCCGAGAGGCACAGCAGCUGCUGUGGGAGGUGUAUGACGAGUACACGGUGACAGAGUUUGUGGAGCAACACAUUUACCCCACCAUUGCGGCGUUGCAGCGGCAGCUGGCCAUUGGGGAGACGCUUCUUCAGAGGCGUACCUGGCCGCAAAGGCCGCUUCCGCUGGCUUUGAAGCUGCAAGAGGACAUGGGACUGUUGACGAAUCAGCAGCAACAGCAGCAGUAAAGAAGAUGAGCUGCUUGAUUGAUCUGAUUGGACAGAGCCUGGGCGUGACUUCUUUUGAUUGCAUGUACUUUAAUGGUACACGCCGGCUUGGCAUUCAAGUCUGGAGUCUUUAUUUACUCGCAUAGUGAUGGCGUUUGAAACGCCCAACAUCAGGAGUGUUAACAGCACGAGCGGCACUUCCCGAGAUCCAUGAUGCAUUGCAUUUUCAGCAUGUAAUACUAACAUCAAAUGUUCAUUUUUUCUAGAGUACUUUGUAAGAAGCGCAACUAUACAAGCCAAGAAUAAACUAAUUAAUCAA